UCUCCAUUUUUUGGGCACCUUUGAGUGGGUGUGGCGAGCGCUAAUGUGGCCAUGGCAUCAAACCGCUUGGGGUACUUGGUCAUUCAACAACUACAACACAUUCAAUAGGCAUCAAGAUCCAUGAAUUAAUAGAUUAAUAGCCCCUCCUAAAAGUGGACUGGCGUUAGGCGGGUCCUUACCCCUCCUUCACUUUUCCGUCCGACACUCACCUAUCACUACAACAUAUCCUAAGGGCAUUAAAAUCUGGCUUUGAAAAAGUCGUACGUUGUCUACCUUAGUUAAAUAUUUUAGAGGACAUUACAUUUGGUAUUUGAGCUGGUUUGAGGAUGAUUUUUUUGGUGUCUGGGCUGAGCAAAAUUGCCAAGUGUCUGAUUGCACAUUGUUAAAUAUCCUCACCUCACGUGGGUGAAAGCGAAAUCCGCACAGGAAAUAAAUUUGUACUUUGACGGUCAAAGUUUGACCGGAUUAUUAUUUUUAAAUAACUUUUUUCUCUGCCAUGUCGUCUUCGUCAUCAUCAGAGGAAGGUCUUGUUCGUGUCGACUUUAAAGUAUUUGGCAGAGUUCAAGGAGUCUUCUUUCGAAAGUUCACACAGAAAGAAGGGCGAACAUUAGGCCUCCGUGGUUAUUGUCGCAACACUUCGGAAGGAACGGUGGCUGGAGUAUUGGAAGGACCUAUAGCAAAAGUUGAGCAGAUGAAGGGAUGGCUGCAAACCGUUGGAAGUCCUCAGUCUCGCAUUGAUCGGGCUGAGUUUUCCCUUGCCACGCCCAUCCCGGACUACUCAUUUAAGGGACUAUUCGGUAUUGAAAGAACGCUUUGAGUUGAAAGGAAAGAUUGGCAAGCAACAAGGACGGAAGGAAAAUCUCAUGAAGUGGUUACUUUCAGCGAAUAUGCCGUCCGUGCAUCUUCUUACCUACUGCUCUUGAACGAAGCGACAUUUUCAAGUUCUUCUAAUAUCGAUAAUAGACCAGUCCAAUCGAAAUUCCAAAAUUUUGGAAAAUCAUCUCAACCACCCUGAAAUGAGAUAGUGUCGAACAUUCCUCGGAAAUGUUCCUUGGGCAGCGUUGCGACUACUUUUUUAUUAGAGUUUUUUUGUAAAGAGCAAUCAGAAUUGUACAUGCAAAUCAAUAUUGGUCAACUUAUUAGAGAGUACAUCAAGUCAUCAAUAAAUAAUAAACACAUUAUAUACAA
Molecule: messenger RNA, 1188 nt
Organism: Folsomia candida
Lineage: Eukaryota; Metazoa; Arthropoda; Collembola; Entomobryomorpha; Isotomidae
Product: acylphosphatase-1
Exons: 5
Coding region: 497-817 (106 amino acids)
Molecular function (GO): acylphosphatase activity
Source: RefSeq, a predicted model, not a curated record